Anneissia japonica is the source of this 6093-nucleotide messenger RNA. RefSeq names its product vinculin-like. Gene Ontology annotation, molecular function: actin filament binding. Gene Ontology annotation, biological process: cell adhesion. The record is from RefSeq and is a predicted model, not a curated record. The transcript has 25 exons. Lineage: Eukaryota; Metazoa; Echinodermata; Crinoidea; Comatulida; Comatulidae. The coding region runs from base 114 to 3329 and encodes 1071 amino acids.
ACACCUUGUUGGCCGGCUGGGUUUUUUGAUUGCACGGACGGCACGGCAGUAAGUUUUCCGAACUUGGCAGAUUUUUUUUUUCGUUUUUAUUGGAAUAGGAGGAUUAAUUCGAAAUGCCGGUUUUCCACACAAAACUUAUUGAGUCUAUUUUGGACCCGGUUGCCCAACAGAUUUCACAAUUGGUUAUCCUUCACGAGCAAGCGGAAGAUGGCGCUGCAAUGCCUGACCUCACGCAGCCAGUCAGUGCUGUCGCCAAAGCUGUCGGCAACUUGGUUCAGGUUGGCCGGCAGACAAGUGCUACGUCUACAGACAAGGUCCUCCAGGAGGAAAUGCCAGUUGCUUUAGAUAGAGUGGAGAAUGCCAGCAUUAGUCUGAUUCAAGCGGCAAAGACACUCAGACAGGAACCUCUGUCAAGGAGUGCAAGGGAUAUACUCAUCAAUGGAGCUCGAGGAAUUCUUGGUGGGACCUCUGCAUUGCUGUUGUCGUUAGACCAGGCUGAAGUCCGUAAAAUUAUUCGCAUUUGCAAAGGUGUCCAGGAGUAUUUGGCUGUGGCCGAGGUAGUCGAAGGCAUGGAGGAUUUGAUAGUUUAUGUCAAGAAUCUGACACCAGGCAUGACACAGAUGGUGAAAAUGGUAGAUGGCAGACAGGCGGAGCUGACGCAUCAAGUUCAUCGUAACAUGCUCAUUGCCUCCAAAGACAAGAUCAAAAAUCUUCUUCCAGUGCUCAUCUCGAGCAUCAAAAUAUUUGUCACAACCAUCCAAUCACCUGGAAAGCGUGGCCUUGACGAAGCUGCUUCCAAUCGUUUGUACGUUGUCAGUCAGAUGUACCUUGAAAUCGAAGAAAUAAUCCGUGUUCUCCAAUUAACAACCUAUGAUGAGGAUGACUGGAACGUAGAUGAUUUGACAGUGAUGAAGAAAGCAGCUGGCAACAUUACAGCAAGGUUAAAGGGAGCCAAAGACUGGCUUAGUAACCCAAACAGCGCCCCCGGUGGUAUAGGUGAGCAAGCUAUUAGAAUGAUUUUGGAAGAUGCGCGUAAAGUUGCAGCCAGAUGUGAUGACCCGGAGAGUAGUCAAAUCCUGAAGCUAGUUGAUGACAUCAACGUAAUGACCAACGAACUAGCAGAUCUCAGAGCCAGAGGUCAAGGUAACUCGCCACAGGCCCUUCAACUAUCUAGAGUUAUCACAGAGAAGUUGAAUCGUCUUGAGGACCUAGUUGACCACACUGUCAAGAAGGCUGAGAGAAGCGGGGUUCGCAGGCCCGCGUACACUGUCGCCGGAAAGGUCGAGCAGGCUCAGAAGUGGCUAGCCCAACCUGGUGUGGAUGAUGGUGGUGUUGGCCUAAAAGCGAUUAAAGGUGUUAUUGACGAAGGUCGUCGCCUUGCCAACCACUGCAGCGGACAAGACCAGGAGGAGCUUCUGAGACUCAGCGAUGAGACUGAAAUAUUAUCCAAUGAGUUGGCAAACUUGUGUGGCAGGGGAAUGGGUAACAGUCCCCAAGCUCAAGCCCUCUCCAGAAGGCUAGCGGACAAGUUGGAACAACUCAAGUACAAGAUGGAGGAGAUUCUUGUUAAGCAGGUUGCUGAAGAUUUCAUGGACACUGUGACUCCAUUAAAACAACUUACUGAAGCAGCUUUGGCACCGGCAGAUUAUCCAAACCGUGAGCAGAAUUACACAACCAAAGCAGAGUUCUUCUUGGAGCGCAGUAACAAGCUGGCAGAUACGGCGCGUAUGAUUGGCCAAGCCGGCGGCUCAAAUGAUAAGCGACUUGUAGAAGAAAUCAAUGCUGCCGCCAAUCAGGUGGAUGCCCUUACCCCUCAAGUGAUAUCAGCCGGCCGUCUUGUUCUCUACCACCCCAAUAGUACUGCUGCUGUGGAGCACUUUGAUCUGUUGAAGAAGGAAUGGACCAAUAACACCAAUAAUUUGACCCGACUUGUUGAUGAUGCAACUGAUUCAGUGGAAUUUAUCAAAGCCUGUGAGGAUGUUAUUCGCAAAGAGACCGUUGAAGCAGAGUUUGCCGCUAGUCAGGAACAACCAGUUCCAUUUAUCAAGAGUACCUCAAAGAUUGCCAGGUGUGCCCAGCGUGUUGUCAUGGUUGCGCAACAGGAGGCAGACAACUCUGAAGAUCCCACGUUUGUCGAGGCAGUAAGCAAAGCCGCUGAGGAACUUGAAACAUCUAUUCCAGUAUCCGUAGGAUAUGCAAGAGGUGUAGCGACGAAGCCCAACAGCAAGCAAGCUCAAGAUGACUGGAUGAAUGCAAACCAAAAGCUCUACAGGUCAGUGCUGAAGAUCCGUGGGCCGCUCGCUGGUGGCUUGCACGAGGACAAUAAUCCUCCUCUCCCUCCGCCUCCUGUUAUCCAAGACGAUGAGCUGGAUGAGUCGUUGAUACAGCUAGAGCAAGCAAUGCGAGACUUAGACCAACCUGAUACGAAUUAUGGAACAGAUCAGCCAAAGGUUCAGGAGGGAAUAGAAGACGUUAGUAUGUCAGUGGAUGGCUACACCCGAGCAAAGAACGCACCGAUUCUGACACUUCCACCACCACCGCCACCACCACAAGUAGCAUUUGCAGCACCACCGCGCCCGCCACCCCCAUCCUCUAUAAUGGGGCAUCCCCACCAGGCAGAGAUUGUUGAUGGAGUUGUAAAUGUUCGGGAUGCAGUAUUGGUAUCCCAGCAACCACCUGUGGAGGAGUUUGCUCAGAUGAAUAUUAAAGAUACACAAAGUGCACCACCACGGCCACCAUCCCCAGGCCCGCCACCAAGACCCCCACCACCAGAGGAACCAGAAGAAGAGGAAGUGCAUUUUCCCAAGCCAAGGCCAGAUCAACCUAUCAUGACAGCUGCAUAUGACCUACAUCAAGAAACCAGCAAGUGGUCCAGUAAGGGCAACGACCUGAUUGCAGCAGCAAAGAAGAUGGCCUUACUGAUGGCAGAAAUGAGCAAGCAUGUCAGAGGGGAAGGUGGUUCUAAGAAGGAACUCAUUGACUGCGCCAAGGCCAUUGCCAAAGCAUCAGAAGAAGUCACCAGAUUAGCCAAAGAGAUCACUAACCGUUGUCCAGACAAGAGAAUGAAAACAAAUCUUUUCCAAGUUUGCGAGCGAAUUCCAACGAUGGCAACGCAACUUAAGAUUCUAUCGACUGUUAAGGCUACAAUGCUAGGAUCCCAAGACACUGAAGAAGACCAAGAAGCCACUGAAAUGCUUGUUGGCAAUGCCCAGAACCUGAUGCAGUCUGUGAAAGAGACGGUGCGAGCAGCCGAGGCAGCUUCCAUCAAAAUCCGUACAGAUGCCGGUCAAAAAUUACGCUGGGUUCGCCGCAAUCCUUGGUACCAGUAGCCGUAAAUUCCAGUUGAUUUUUAGGUAUAAUGCAGAAAGGAACACUGUAUAUAAUUAGAGUAGUUUUUCACUAAUAAUAGUCAUUAAUUAGGGGACAAAGAACCUAAUAGUGAAUAAGUGUUUACUGUUACAAUAUAAAGUAAUUUGAGUGUUUAACAAAUAUUAUUUUUGGUACAUCUAAAUUUUUAGCAAGAGUAAAGUAAUGAAUCAGCUGCAAAUCUACGCCUCUGACAUAACCAUUGUGUAUUCAGGUACUCGGAAAUCAAUUUAAGAACAUACCAUGGCAUAAAAGGACAUUAAUGGUAUUUUUUAUUAUAUAGUGUAUUAUAUAGUAUAUUGGUGGCAUAGAAAAUUGUAUUAAUAAUAUAUUGAACUCUCUGUAACUGCGCUUAAAAUAAUGAUAACCAUAGGAACUUAGCAGUUGCUGUUAGCAUCCUCAACAUUAAGAUUGGUGGCUUGAACCUAUCACUGCGUAUUUUUUUUAUGUCCUUGGGUAAGGCACUUAAACUAUGUUUGUCUCUCCCAACCCUGGGGAAUAAAUUGGUAUAUGGUAGGAUAUUGCUGCACAAUGCAGUAAGAUGAGGGAUACCGUACUCUCCAGGGACAGGGGAAAUUGUGUUUGUCUUCCAAUAUGGAUUCACUGACCAACGGAAAUAUUAACAUCGCCAGCGCUUUAUAUACCAUGGCAAAAGGUGCAGUGUAAGUGUGCUAGGCCUAUUUUAUUAUUUAUUUUUUUUUAAAUAAUAAUAAUUUAUUAUAUCAUUUUUUUUAUUUAUUUAUUUUUUAUUUAUUAUUUUUAUUGUUUAAAAGUGAACUAGAAAUAGAGAACAUUGAUAUAGUCUCAUUGUCUUUGCUGGAACACCAUCACUGCAGUUUUUCCACCUCAAAAAAAAAAAAAAAAUUGCUACUCAAACAAAAUAAGGAAUUUGUUUAGGUUUCAUGAAUUGUUUGUAACAACUUGCAUAUAACCUUGAUGUCAUAUAAUAUAUUAUAUUCCUAUUAUAAGCUGUAAUAUUUGUAAUAAUUAUUAUUUUUGGUUGAAUCUAAUAUAUUUUGUUGGCUUUUACUAUUAUCUUGACUUAGAGCAUAUAGCUACAGUAUAUAGGACAGCAAAAGAUUAAAGUAACUCAUUUUAUUCCAUUUGUUAGUCUUAUAAACUAUAAUUCAAGGAUUUCAUUUAUUUUUGUUAUAUAAAAUAUUGUAACUGAGACAUAAAUACAUACAUAGAUGUAUCUGAUACACCUUGGGCAGAUAAUACAAUAAUGUUAAUCAUGUGAUAUGUGUUCAAACAGAUUUUUCUUGUGUGUUUAAAAACAGUAUCUCUAAUUAGACAAUAUUAAGAUCAAUAUUACUUAAGGUUAACAAAUUUGACUAUGACUGUAGGCAUGUUUUUAUUUUUUUUAUGACCUCUGCUCAUUAUGUCCGAAUGUGCUUGACAAAAUGUGUAACUCACAACAAAUACAUCAGAUUUGUUUCAAAAGUUCUUAAAGGGGUGAUUAUCUAGACCUUUUACAGUAGCUAUGGAUUUUAUAGCAAUUCGCCCCUGUGGCAGAGUGGUUCUCCGCCCUGAAUAAACAACUAUUUACAAACCACUGUUGCCAACAAUACCAAUUUAGCUUAGUUGUCCAGCGUCUGAACUGUAUUUUAAAAGGUCGCUGGCUUGAUCUCUACAACAAGCAGCCCUUAAUAAUAAUUUUUUUAAAAUUAUUAUUCAUAAAGGUAGACUAGUUUACAACCUUUUUCCAAGAUAAUUAAUUUUAUUUUAAAAGAGAAAUAGAUUAUUUGUAGAGAUCAGCUUUAGAUGAAGAAAGUAACGAGCACAUUUUUAGUAUGAACUAAAGUUUGAAAUUUUAUAGAAUUUUAACUUAUAGAAUAUUUAUAUUGCAACUCUAAUUUAGUUAUGAAAAAUUGAGAUGAAUUAAAAAUAUAUUUAGCCAAUAGUUUAUUAUUUUUACUAUCUAUUUACACCUGGGGCAUGCACAUAGCAGCUUAUUGCACAACACAAAUUACUGAUUUCUGUGAGACAUUGAUAAAGCAGUAAAAAGGUGCAAAUAUUAUAAAUUUGGUGGGUCAUUUUUCAGGAGAUUAAUGCAAGCUUGGGAGUGCAGGAGGCCAUCUCGAUUUCUGACUUGCAUCAUAGCUCACAUUUUUUAAGACAAAGGUGUAAAAAUGUUGGUAAAAUGUGAAUGUGUUAUCAGUGGUCAUGUACAGUUCACAGAGACCAUGCUGUUGUUCAUACAAGUCUCUCUGAAAUCUCACCAUACGAUGAAAUAAUUUACUUUACAGUAAUAUCUCCAAAUUACAUACCCUCUUUCAGAAGAAAUUGUAGUUAAAGUUGGUAUAAUUUUAAAAAUUAUUAUUAUACAUUGAUUUUGAACUUUGAUAUUGUAUACACAUGCAAAUAGAGAAAUUAAUUAAUGAAAUUAAAUAUUAUUUAUUGAUUAAUUUAGUGUAAAGCAAUAUCAUUAUGUAUCAUUCAAUGUCCAAUUUACGCCAUGUAUUUAAAAGUAUCAAAUUAUAUAACUAUUACAAAGUAGAAAGUAAACAUUUGCUAUGUUGUUUCACUUUUAAUACAAUUAUUUUUAUUUUUAUUAUUAAAAACAAUCUUGUACCUAAACAUUGACUAAAUACAAUAUUUUAAUUAGUAUCAGUGCUACUGUAUCGGAAUGCUUUCAUAGAAUGUAAUGCUUUGUGUGUGUAAGGUUUAUCAUCAGUGAAUCAGUCUCCUGUUCAAAAUGGUGCUAAUAAAAUAACCAUCAGCAAA